ACUCAUAUUUCUUUCUGUUUCAUCUCUUAUUUCUCAUAUCUCUCAUAUUUUAUUUGAUCUCUUAUUUCUCUUCGUAUAUUCUUUUCGAGUGUGAUUAUGGCGGUUGAAUCUGAGAUUCUUUCAGAACCACCUUCAUCUAUUGAUGAAAAAACCUUUAACAAAACUCUCGAAUUCAUCGAAGAAAUGACCAAAAACACUGAUUCAGUUCAAGAGAGAGUUCUUGCUGAAAUUCUGGCUCAAAAUGCUGAGACAGAGUACUUAAAACGGUUUGGACUUAACGGUGCUACUGACCGUGAAAGUUUCAAAUCUAAGGUUCCUGUUGUAACCUAUGAUGAUUUGUUACCGGAUAUUCAACGCAUUGCUAAUGGUGAUCUUUCACCUAUUUUGUGUUCUCAUCCAAUUUCUGAGUUUUUGACAAGUUCUGGAACUUCUGCUGGUGAAAGAAAAUUGAUGCCUACUAUUCAUCAAGAAAUGGACCGUCGUCAGUUAUUGUACAGCCUGCUCAUGCCUGUCAUGAACCUGUAUGUGCCUAAUUUGGACAAAGGAAAAGCACUUCAAUUCCUUUUCAUCAAAGCAGAAACAAAAACUCCAAGUGGAUUAGUAGCACGUCCAGUUCUAACAGCCUAUUACAAGAGUGAACAAUUUAAGAAAAGACCAUAUGACCCUUACAAUGUCCUAACAAGUCCAAAUGAAGCCAUCCUUUGUCCUGAUUUAUUUCAAAGCAUGUACACUCAGAUGCUUUGUGGCCUAAUUAUGCGCCAUGAAGUUCUGAGAGUAGGUGCUGUUUUUGCUUCCGGGCUUUUAAGAGCCAUUAGCUUCCUUCAACUCAAUUGGGCCGAAUUAGCCCAUGACAUUUCUACCGGAACCCUAAAUCCCAAAAUCACAGACCCUGCAAUUAAAGAAUGUAUGUCCAAAAUCCUCAAACCGGACCCUGAGCUAGCGGAUUUCAUAACAAAAGAAUGUUCUGGUGGAAACAUGGAACGUAUAAUUCCGCGAAUUUGGCCUAAUACAAAGUACCUUGAGGUCAUUGUCACUGGGGCCAUGGCUCAGUACAUUCCAACUCUUGAUUAUUACAGUGGUAAUUUACCAAAGCCAUGUACAAUGUAUGCUUCAUCUGAAUGCUAUUUUGGGCUUAACCUUAAGCCAAUGACAGAACCAAAUGAAGUUUCUUACACAAUUAUGCCAAACAUGGGUUACUUUGAAUUUUUACCACAUGAUGACUCAUCACCCAUAACUCUCUCCCGCGACUCACCUCCUCCGAAACUAGUAGACCUUGCUGACGUGGAAAUCGGUAAAUCUUACGAGCUUAUAAUCUCAACUUAUUCUGGUCUCUGCCGUUACAGAGUUGGUGACAUUCUUCAGGUGACCGGGUUCCAUAAUGCCGAUCCACAAUUCAAAUUUGUGAGGCGAAAGAAUGUGUUGUUGAGCCUUGACGCAGAUAAAACAGAUGAAUUGGAGCUCCAGAAAGCGAUUGAAAACGCUUCUGAAUUGUUGAAAGAGUUCAAAACAAGCGUUGUGGAGUACACAAGUUUCGCGGAUAUAACAUCGAUUCCAGGACAUUAUGUGAUCUAUUGGGAGCUUUUAAUGAAAGAUUCUUCUAAUCAACCUAGUGAUGAAGUUUUGAAUCAAUGUUGUUUGGUUAUGGAAGAAAGUUUGAACACUGUUUAUAGACAAGGAAGAGUUGCUGAUAAUUCAAUUGGACCAUUAGAGAUUCGUGUGGUGAAAAAUGGAACAUUUGAAGAAUUAAUGGAUUAUAAUAUUUCUCGUGGCGCAUCUAUUAAUCAAUAUAAAGUUUCAAGGUGUGUGAGUUUUAAGCCUAUAAUGGAACUUCUUGAUUCUAGGGUUGUUUCUUUUCAUUUUAGUCCUUCUGCACCUCAUUGGACUCCAGAACGACGUCGUUGAAGGGGUGGAUUAACGUGUGUAACAUGCAAUCAUGCAUUACACUAGGUCUAUGGUCUAUAAUUAUAAUAAAGGGUAAAUAGGGAAUUUUGCUACAUGGAGAUGGUUGUAAUAAAACUGUGUAAGAAAGUGUGUUUGUGGUAAUUAACUUGUUAUGAUAUUCCCUGCCAAAUCUGAAAUUAUAAUAAAGUUUGUGUAGUUUUUGUUAA
Trifolium pratense (red clover) is the source of this 2108-nucleotide messenger RNA. RefSeq names its product probable indole-3-acetic acid-amido synthetase GH3.1. The coding region runs from base 97 to 1902 and encodes 601 amino acids. The transcript is spliced from 3 exons. Gene Ontology annotation, cellular component: cytoplasm. NCBI's taxonomy places the organism in Eukaryota, Viridiplantae, Streptophyta, Magnoliopsida, Fabales, Fabaceae. Gene Ontology annotation, molecular function: acid-amino acid ligase activity. The record is from RefSeq and is a predicted model, not a curated record.